CUACGCAAUGGUUUCUACUGCCGUGCCGGUUGGUGGAAGUGCCCGUAUAAAACACGCAGAGUUUGACUGCUGACGUUUACAUUGGAUCGGCCAACCGGCGUUCACUUCGCUGCUGUCAACGGGGAUCCUUCCACUUCCCGCAACAAGACAAGAACUCGGCCCAUACCCAGAACUUUUCUGUUUUGGUUGGCAUCAACUCUGCAUAUUUUUGUCUGGCAUCAGACCCCUCUUCGCGCCGAACCGCUACCGGCAUCUAAACACAAGUCACUACAAUCACCGCGACCACGUGAAGCUUUCGUUUGACAGUCUUUAUACCCGGGUGAGUCAUUUCGUGUGUUGUUCUGGAGUCAAAAGCCGAACCGGCUUUACUUUUUGGUCACUUGUGAUUGUGAACUCGACCGGCGAGACACACGGAAUCUUAGUGCCUGGGCCAUCGGCAUUCCACCGCACCGCUCCCGCGAACUCGCCCUUGCCACACGGCUGUCUAGCUGUGAACGGGGAUUAAUAUCAUUCUGCAUUAAUUCCACCAUCACUCAGCUGAAGACUUCCUAGAUCGUCGUCGUCUGCCCACUUCUACUGACUGAAGUGCCAAUACAGCGCGGGGGUAUAAGUUACUGUGUGUUAGCUAGCUGCCAGAUUGAAUUCUCCCGGCAAGAUGUUGCUAACUUCGGUCUCCGUUUUUAUGCUUCUCGUCUCUGGCGUAUUUAGUCAAAGACAACAAAUCCUUGGCAGGCGGCCAGGACUUCCCAACCAAUCGAGACCAGUCGUUGGAGGCGGAGGAAGGGCGGGGCUGUGCAAGUUCGGCCGGAGCCAGUUCGGCUGCUGCUACGGCUGGAAAAGAGACAACUUCGGCGGUUGCUCGCCGAUUUGUCAAGACAAGUGCGUACAUGGUACAUGCGUGGGACCCAACCGGUGUAAAUGCGACAGUGGCUUCACUGGAACCUCAUGCGAAAGAGACUUGAACGAGUGCAGCACGCGGCCAUGCUCCCACCGGUGCAUGAACACACCCGGUAGCUUCCGCUGCUACUGCGAGCACGGCUAUCUUCUGCUGGAAGACGGUACCUCUUGCAGCCGUGACGAUCGUUGUUCUGCAACCAGAUGCGCAUUCGGCUGCAUCCAGUACCAGGAUGGUUUCACAUGCUUCUGCCCAGAUGGUCUUGCCCUCCUGCCGAAUGGCCUCGGAUGCACAGAUGUUGACGAGUGCGCGUUGGGCACUGCUAAUUGCCCACAGGACAGGCGAUGCAAAAACACCUACGGUAACUACAUGUGUCUGUGUCCAGUCGGUUACAAGUUUGCCUACGUCAACGGGGAGCUGGAUUGCGUGGAUGAGAACGAAUGUGACAACAAUCGCUGUGACCCUAACGCUUACUGCAUCAAUGUUAUUGGGGGAUUCCAGUGCAAGUGCAAUGACGGCUUUCAGGGUGACGGAAACAAAUGCGUUCGAAUUGAUACCACGACUUGCUUGGACAAACCUUGCUUCCAAGAUGUGGAGUGUACCGACGUACCCGUCAGUGCUGAACUACCAGCAGAGGGCGUCACCUCUAUCAAGCAGUAUCAGUGCGGGCCGUGCCCACCGACGUUUGUUGGGGACGGUGAAUCUUGCAAUCCCUCAACCAUUCCCGUCAUGAUUGUGGUCGUCGACAAGGGUGAGGGUGACCUUCCGCUCAGUGAGGUCAGCGUCAAGGCCCAGGUGGAGCGCGGCGACGGACAGACCGAGAUCGUAGCGGAGGCCACGACGGAUCUGAACGGUCUCGCGACGUUGCAGGUCCCCUCCAACAUCACCCUGCAGCUAGUAGCUACCAAAGACAGAUUUGUGGACAGUAUUAAGUCCUACUUUGUUCAACCAGAAGGAGGGAACGUUGUCCCGAUUCCCAUGAAGAGCUUCGAUGAGUACACAACUUUCCUCUACAAUAAGGACACCUCCAAGGCCUUUGAGUUUGGCAACAUCGACGAGGACAAAUCUGGCUUCCGACUGAGUUUACCUGAGGGAGCCCUGAGAGCACGUGACCAAACCAGGGUGGAAGUCAACUACAAAGGAGUAGACGUCUCUAGCCCCGACGCCCUGGCAGCAUUGCCGGACCUCGGCAAAGUCGAAGGAGAGCCGGGCCAGCGCUUGAUCCCUCUAGGGGCAGCGGAGUUGUCCAUACUGGACGAGCAAGGCAGCAGGGUUAACCUCAGGAGGCCUGCCUCCAUGACGUUCCUCCUGAAGGAUUACAUGGAGCAGCUGGGCGUGGGUGAGACUCUGGCAGCGUACUACUUCGAUGAGGAGCAAGGCAAGUGGAUCAAGGAUGGUACGGGCACGAUCACGGAUAGCGCAGACGGACCCUCCUGGACCUACGACACCGACCACUUCACUUGGUGGAUCGUUGCCUUCCUGUACAGUCCAACUAAAUGUCUGACGGUCAGGACUUGCUACGAUGCUGGCUGCACGCGACCGGCUACGCAGAUACCCAUCAUAAUUUACGGAGAGAACUUCUUCCUGUAUGAAGAAUACAUGACAGGGGCGUCGGGCUCCAUCUGCGCCAACGUCUUGAGCGACAGAAUGAGUGAAGUGCACGUGCUGCAGAACUGCACUGGGGAAUCGCAACUGGUGAACGGCAGUAUGGCCCGGGACGCGCAGUGCAAUGACGGAAGCGACGGCUGCGAAGUUGUCACCUUCAUCAUACCCGAAGAUGUGUCUGGAGUGUGCCCCAACCCUGGCGAGCCCCAGAACGGCGUGCGCUCAGGCAACAGCUUCGGCCUGGGCGAUCAAGUCUCAUUCUUCUGCGACCCCGCCUACCGGGUCAAGGGCAACUCGCAGCGUCUGUGCCAGCAGUGUGGCAAGUGGAGCGGGUUCCAACCUUUCUGCACGCUGGCCAACGAGGGCAGCGACAGCUCCUUUGGCAGCGGCGACAGCUCCAUUUAAACAAAAAAGAAAGAGGUCCGAAACCAGACCCUUCCGGUCGUCAUGCAGUGUCGGGGUAAUAGGUUAAAUCUCGGUAACGCAGUUUGUGAAGUACCCGGAACAGACACAUUCAGCCACCUCAAAUUACAAGUCAUUACUGUGGUGAAAGCAUGCUCACUCGCAGGUCGUACGCGUGCACUCAAUGCUAUGUCAACCGAAAUGGUUACCACAAAAACAUCUACGAAAACGUGCGAGUGUGGUUCAUCUUGAGUAAUGGCUUGCAAUUCGCAGAAUUUGCCUAUACAAAAAAAAAACAGAGCAGCAUGCUUCCACUACCUUGAGACUCAAACCACCUGUGCCAAUGGAUGGAGAAUCUUUUUAGAAGAAAUAUGAUAGCAAGAUCUCCCGAUUCGGUCCAGUAGUUUUUGCUGCAGAGCCUAUUUUAUGAAGCACACAUCUUUCAUGUGAGUACUGUUACAUAACAAUUAAUCCCUCUGUCCAAUUAACUCACGCGGUUUAGUAAUUCAUCAGGACAAAAUGACUCCAAAUUUUGUUUCACAAACUAGGCUCUAGAACAAAAACUACUGGACCGAAUCGGGCGAUCUUGCUAUCAUUUUUCUUUCAACAGAAUUCCCCAUGCAUUGGCAUAGGUUGUUUGAGUCUCAGGGUGGUGGAAGUACGCUGUUCCAUUUAGGGCCACCCUAUAGACCAUUUGAUCUACCACACCAAUAGGUUUCCAAAAUAAAAAACGACACCCAAGCAUCUCGCUCAAUAUGACAGAGUAAACGUCUAUAUUUUUGAACCACCCAUAUUUUCAAGUGAUAGACAAUUUAGUGCGCAGCAAAUAAUAAGUUUAGCGAAAGUUGGUUUUUGCUUGACCACAGCGUCCGCAUGAACAAAUGGUCACGUGAAAUCUUUGACAGCGUUUAAGAACAGCGAUUGCUGAAUGGGAAAAGCAGUCUUGAAAUCAACCGUAGAUUUCACAGAAAAAAAACAACAAUAACAAACCCAAUCAGUAUCAUCUUUUUAACAAAUGUGAGCAAUUUUGACUUUCCAUGGCACCUUAUUUACAGAGGCAAGGCAUUUAUGACGGGGGGAAAAAAUCACUUAAUAUUAGUAUAAUUCUACGUAGUUGCAGAUCCGGAACGUAAAGUUCGAAACCCUGACAUGUGUGUGCUAUAUGCCUUGCAUCUAAGGAAAACUUCUGACUAUAUAUUAAAAUGCAACUAACAUAUUUAGGAGGUAUAUAUAUUUGACAAGUAAUUCUAAUUUUAAGAAGUCGCGUGUUUACGCUUUAAUGUUGUUUCUAGACUUUAUUAGAACGAUUGGCCGUGCUCUUUAAGUUAACAAAUGAAGACAUUAACGUUUAAGGUUUAUAGAAUGCCAUUAUGUUUAUCUCAUGUCUGGACGAAAACAUUUUAAUGGAUGAAUAUUAAUUAGCCCAUAAAUGUCCCCUCACAGUGGGUUUUCAUCAUCAUUAUCAAGUCUCAUUGUAAAAUUUCUUAAGUUGAAUAGCAUUUAUAUCUUGAAGCGCAAAUUGUCUACUCAUUUCUCUAAAGCACUUGCACUAAUUUCUCAAUGAUUUGUCGUUCGACAACUCCUUAAAAUGUGAAUGACACCUGCUAACCAUUUUUGAGAAAAAA
Messenger RNA from Patiria miniata (bat star), 4527 nucleotides. RefSeq lists its product as uncharacterized. Lineage: Eukaryota; Metazoa; Echinodermata; Asteroidea; Valvatida; Asterinidae. The coding region runs from base 656 to 2905 and encodes 749 amino acids. Gene Ontology annotation, molecular function: calcium ion binding. The record is from RefSeq and is a predicted model, not a curated record. The transcript has 15 exons.